GUAUACCCAAUACAAAGUAGUCUAAGCUAUGCUACAAACCCGGUAUUGACCAAGGGGAGUACAUUCAAAUUGCAUUUAUCCGUCGUCAAGGCUACCUUCAUACCAUCAUGGUGGAUUCGCUGCAUCGACUGUCUUUGACUCAGAUCUGCAGAGUUUUCUAUUUUCGCAUGGCACUCGUUGAGCCAUGUAAGUCGCUCGUCUACGAUGAUAUUCUUCGCCCCGUGUUGGUUCGGUGGUACCGAAUCCUGGCCACCAGUUUUCGAUCAUGCGAACUCAAGGGUCGGCCGGCAAUACGUACGCAAGCUCUCUGCAGGCUGAACUGACCAAUCAGAGUCCGGAGACGUAAGCAGCCAUCAAAGUCUGUAAGGCACGAUGCCAAAACGUUUGUCGCUCUGCAUCGCAUCUGUACCAACCACAGGAAGCUUGCCGUGUUGCUUAUUUCCGAAUAGAAUGACCAUCAGUUCAUUCAGAUCGCGGACCGAAGAUAGGUAUAAGUACGCCUUAGCUUUACUGUGAAUGUCCUGUUUUCUAGUCUCUCACAGGCAGUGCAGAUAUAGGCCUUCAUGCAAUCUCUGGCGCGACACCCCCGCCGUGUUCAAGCACGAACUGUCCCUCUAGACCCCUCUCAAAUUUCGAUCCAGAUAGGGUUGCAUCCAACGUAUAAUGGUCAAUAAUUAUGCAAAGCCGCUGGGCGAUUCAGGGACAAGCUGGUGGCACACAACAGCCACCCUCGUCGAGAGGAAUGACGAGGCGAAGAUAAAGGAUUGUAAAGAAGAUAUCGAUACCCUCUUAGUCUUUGCCGGUCUAUUUUCGGCAGUGACGACAACAUUCCUGGUUGAUUCGUACAAGAGUCUAAACCAAGACCCUGCGGAGGCCACCCUUCUCAUCCUACAGCGUAUAUCAGAACAGUUGAACGGCUUCACCCUCGGCACAAACAACGUCACCAGUACUAUACCGCCCUUCCCAACGCCACCUCCAUUUGAACCAUCACGGCCUUCGCUUGCGACUAACGCAGCUUGGUUCGGAAGCUUGAUGCUCAGUCUAAUGGCUGCUUCUUAUGGAAUGCUCAUAAAGCAAUGGCUUCGCGAGUUCCUCGCUAGUGAUUAUAUCUCCCCACGAGCACGUCUUCGCGUGAGGUGUUUUCGUUUCCCCGGGCUCGCGAAGUGGAAAGUUUUUGAGAUCGUCGCGGUGUUGCCUCUGCUGCUCCAGCUUGCUUUGGGAUUCUUCUUCGUUGGUUUAUGCUUCUUUGCGUCAACCAUACAUCCCGUUCUCCAGAGGAUAACUGUUCCCCUCGUGGGAAUUUGGGCGUUUUUCCUUCUGGGAGCCACAUUGGCUCCAGCUUUCUCAUCACGGUGUCCUUACAAGACAACAUUUCUCAAAGGGACCAUGAAAUCUGUCAGACGACUCAUUCAGGCGUUCCUUUAUCCCUCCAUCAUGAAACCGUUGAACUUCCUCGAAUGGUGGUUUCGCAGAAUGGGCAUUGAAACAAGGUUUAUGCUUCACUCUAUUCGACGCCGUCAUGCCGCCCGCGCGCGCCGCGAGGAAGAAGAGGACGUAGCUAAUCGUGACACGCAGGACCUCUACAUUCUCUCCGUAGUCGAUGCCGCAUACGUGGAUGACAACUUCCUCUGCGCAGCACUGCAAGAUCCAUCCUUUCAUCUUGAAUCAAUUACCAACGAUGGCGCUCAGAUUGUUCCAUUCGUCAUUCAAAUUCUGGCUCACAGGGAUUGUCCGCUCGAAAAACCCAAACGCUUACUGGACAUCAAUGCGAUAUCUGUCGACGUUUGGAACAUUGUUAUGGACCUUCUCGUGAAUUGUCUAACAGGUGUCCCGGUGUCCGGGAGCGACGAUGGCCACGCACCACCACGUUGGAAAAUGUGGAUGUCUGAUGCCAUCUUGAUUCUCUUCUCGAAUACGGCUCACCCACUUUCUAUCCCUGCGAAUACCAUCAUUGCAAGGUAUCUUGAAACCGACACUGGCGAUGUAAUGAAAGUGCUUGCGGGGGGUAUAAUUGGUAAUGAGGAUGACGAUGCAUAUUUUCUCAGUCAUGUCGUGAACAGACUCUGGGAUUCGCUUUCUGGUUCUGUACACGACAAUGUGCAACGACUUCACAUUCUGGAACAAAGUAUAAAUUCGUCUCAACGUCCAUUCCUCCGCAUGCGAGCUGAGAAGAUCCAAGUCUGCCUCCUGGCGAAACUAGCUAACUUUAUAACGAAUGAGGAACUCAAAGCAUUCCUACUUCGUCAUCCCCAAUCUUGGUGCGACGAGGCAUUUCUACAUAGGAUUGUCUUCCUUGCUGCCGAGCGACACCUUCAGUCUGGCGAUAUCUCAAUCGUUGAAAGUCUCUACCCUCUGCUAGAAGCAAUAGAGACGCGUUUAUGCACUCUAACAGCCAUCACGGACUGUUUCGUUCGCGGGGCUAAUACUCAUAUAGCUCCUCUAGGACAGCUCAACUCAGACUAUCCUCAGUGGUUGAGAGACGUUCUCAAUAUCCUCCUGCCUGACACUCAUGUUCAACAUCCCCAUGGUACCGAAUUCACGGAUCCAAAUUUCUUAAUCUCUGUCUCUGACUCACUGUCACUGCCACGUCAAUACACGGAAUCGCUUGGACUAGGAGUAGGCAGCUGGGCUGUUUCUCGAUGUGGACAUGUACGAGCGGAUGCCUGGGAUUCAUACCAUCAGUGGGCAGAUCGGCGGGUGCAUAUCGCGAAGCGUACGAGAUCCCUUCCCCUGGACAGGGUCAACUUCGUUUCACAUCCGGUUGUAUUGAACGUCCUGAGGUACCUCCUCGAGAGGUGUGCUCAAUCUCUAAGUCAGACGCUCGUCAAGACGUUCCACGGAGUUGAGGAUACAGAUUCUCAUCUUCUGAUAACUGAGAUCGAGGCCUCGAUUAGGCAAGUUGCGGUGCUGCAGAUGGUACGGUGUCAUCUGUCGGGGAGAACGUCGAGUGUGCUCGAAGGCCUUGGCCCCUUACUGCAUUGGGAACAAACAUGCAAGGCUUGUCUCGCUGGAAUCGUUGAUGGCCUCAACACAGUGCUCAAUUCGAAUAUUCGGACGGUGCACUCAUCCAUCAGCAGUGACGGUAACGAUUGGCUAUCUUGGUUCCAAGGCUCAGGUAUCAUUGGUAAACUUCUUCCGCACUUCCCGGACCUACCUCAGCCUCCACUCUCUCUAGUUCUUAGCAAAUGUUUUGAGUCCCAUUUUACUGAGUUCGCUACCAAGUUCGCCAAGUUCGCCAGUGAUUCGGAUCCGGACUACUCUGAGUCGGAUCUCGAUUUCAACAGGACACUCAAUUGUCCGUGCUUUGAUGAUGCACUCCUGGGUCUUUCGAAGGACAACAUGUUCAACUACACUCGUACUCUUUUGGAUAUGCCCAACCAUUCCCCUUACAUGAAGCUUCAGGGCGAUCGAGUUCUUUUGAGGUUCGCGGAGAAAGCUUCUGCUGUUCACCACAUGUCGCUCGUCCAGACCUUGGCGAUUGUAAUUGAUGAAGUCAUGAAAGAAAAUUCAUUUACAAGCAGUCCCACCAUAAUUUGUCUCAUUCUACGAACCAUCCGUUACCAGCUUAACCAAGACAAUGUUCCACUCAGUAAUCUCCGCAGUGCACUCGACCUUUCUGCUUUAGACGGGGAGUCUUGGUGGCUCAUAUCGCAAUGGAUAGCUGCAUUCAUUCAGCCCCAGCUCACUGCCAUGGGAAAGAGCGUUGAAGGCAUGUCACAGGUCCAGUCAAGGAAAACGAGCUUCGUGGACGACGCUGUCGUUAUUCUCCUUUCCAGGUGUCCACACCGUCUACACGAGGACGCGUAUGUAAUGCUUGGUCGUGACGAAUUUGUUCAACUCCUGGAGGGUAUGGGAGAAAUUGCCAAGGAUGUUCAUGGAGAUCUAAUGGAGACUCGACGUGGACGUUUGAGAGAGUGGCUCGAUUCGGCUUACGGAGGAGGUUCUGGGAGCAUCCGAUGAGGAACUGUGCAGUAUCGGCCAGAAGGGGUUCUGCGCUUGUAUCGUUGGACUAUGGGGCUCUAUGAGAUUGUGAGUCAGGCAAUAUCAAGGGUAGGGCAUUGUACUUAUGCCAGAAGACAAAUGUUUAAACUUCAUAGGAACAUACAAGAUGUAGUAAAUGCACGUGGAAAUGAACCCGCCCGGCAUAUUUCUUAGUUCGCGACCACGCGCGUGUGACUUUUCGCAUCUCUAGGCGUCCCGUUGUAAUCAACGUUUACAAUUCGCACCGGCGGACAUAUGGCAAAGAUCUUGUUUUCUACCGAGGUCGAACUUCAAGAUACUAUCUAUACCUUCUUUUUUCUGUACCGUACUAUCUGACUUUAAGAUGCUUUAUUCUUAUCCAAAGCCUCAAGCUCUCAAGCUCAAGGGACACCAAAGGCCGUGGUAUUACGCGCCAACCUUAGGCGACUAUAUUUUGUGGACCAUAGGAGUGGCAGAAUGUUCGAAAACCGGUAAUUCUUCCUCCAACGCAGCCAACCCCCUUGCAAAGAUAUACUUCAACGUAUGACUAUGGAGCUCCUAUGUCAUUCAGUCAUAACGUGCCUAAUUUAUUUCAUGUCCUUUCAGACCUGCCGACGUUAGCCUGUUGCCUGAUGGUUUCAUCUUCUGGCACAUUUCUCAUAGGCGGCAUCCUCUUCCGAUUUGGAAGAACAGGCUUAUGUCAACAAUCCUUUCAUCACGCUUGCGACGCAUCCUACGAUGUUCACGGAUACUUGACCUGAACCGUGACAUAGCAUCC
Messenger RNA from Somion occarium, 4738 nucleotides. The record is from the annotation of a GenBank genome assembly. Lineage: Eukaryota; Fungi; Basidiomycota; Agaricomycetes; Polyporales; Cerrenaceae.